Chroicocephalus ridibundus (black-headed gull) is the source of this 4769-nucleotide messenger RNA. RefSeq names its product protein phosphatase 1 regulatory subunit 10 (gene PPP1R10). The transcript is spliced from 21 exons. Gene Ontology annotation, cellular component: nucleus; PTW/PP1 phosphatase complex; chromatin. The coding region runs from base 888 to 3356 and encodes 822 amino acids. The record is from RefSeq and is a predicted model, not a curated record. Gene Ontology annotation, molecular function: metal ion binding; protein phosphatase 1 binding. NCBI's taxonomy places the organism in Eukaryota, Metazoa, Chordata, Aves, Charadriiformes, Laridae.
CUGGGUGGAAGAAGAGCAAAAAACGAGUCUAGCAAGGGCUGUAAACGCUUUAUUCCUCCCUGUGCUCCGCGCGGGGAGUUGGAAGGGUCUCAGGGGGCGUCCCUGCGGCCGGCAGGGCUUCUUGUUCCUUCAGGUUUGGUUGCUCUUGAGAGACGCCGUCGCCUUUACCACGAGAAAAACAAAAGACAAAACAAAGCAAACAAACAAAACAAACAAACAAAAAAUACAAAAAAUAUAUAUAAGCUGGGGGAAGAAAAAAAAAGAGCUUUCUCCCCCCUUCCCGCUCCCAUCCCGGUGCCGUGGAAGAGCCGCCAUCGCAGCCUCCGUCCUUUGGACCGUCCUUGAGGAGCCGUUUCAAACUCGAAGGAAACUGCCACUUAAAAAACAUAUUCUCCCUCUUCUUUCCCCCCUCAAAAAAACAAAGGCAGAAAGAUCCCUUUUUUUUUAAACAACAAAAGCAACUUUUUUUUUAUUUUUUUCCAUUUAGCUCGACAAAACCCCACCCCUUCAGGGUUAAAAACAACAAAACUCCCCUCAAAAAAACCCCCAUUAAGCUGAAAAAAAAAAAGUUGCUGCCUUUUUUUAAAGCCAUGACCAAAACCAAAGCUUUAAUUUUUUUGCUCUAACACCACCAAUGCCAAAAUCCCAACUUUGAAGCGCUGUCGGCGAGCAAAAUAAUUGGAUAGUAAGUGUUGAAUUUUCCACCAGCUCAAAAAAAAAAAAAAAAAGCCCCGAAAAAGCUCUUUAUUUGUACCAAAGCGAAAAAAAAAUAAUGGGAGGAAGAGCCCCAACUGUGUGCUUGAGGAGGAGGCUUUGCUAAAAGGAUCCCGGUGCCGUACAGAGUAGGACCCUGCGGGCCGCUGCUUCUUUUGUAGGGUUUUUCUGCCAUGGGCUCGGGCCCCAUCGACCCCAAGGAGCUCCUCAAGGGCUUGGACUGCUUCCUGGGCCGCGAUGGCGAGGUCAAGAGCACAGAGGGCAUCACCAAAAUCUUCAACUUGAUGAAGGACUCGCAGAAGAUGGUGAGUCGCUGUAUCUACCUGAACAUCUUGCUGCAGACGCGAGCACAGGAGAUCUUGGCUAAAUUUAUCCGUAUUGGGGGUUACAAGCUGCUCAACACCUGGCUCACCAGUUCCAAAGCCUCCAACAAUGUCCCCUUUCUGCAGCAGAUUCUCCUCACCCUGCAGCACCUGCCCCUCACCGUCGACCACCUCAAACAGAACAACACAGCCAAGCUGGUGAAGCAGCUCAGCAAAUCAAGUGAUGAUGAAGAGCUGCGUCGCCUUGCUUCCAUCCUUGUCAGUGACUGGAUGGGUGUCAUCCGCUCCCAGAGCAGCGCCCAGCCGACUGAAAGGGAUAAAAAGAAGCGAAAAGAGGAAAACAAAAGCAAAACACCCGUCCAAGAGAAGCCCCAAGAAGCCAAAUCUGAGGCUAAAACUGAGGAGAUGCCAGAGAAGAAGCGGGAGAAACCCAAAUCCCUGCGGACCACUGCUCCCAGUCAUGCCAAAUUCCGCUCCACUGGGCUGGAAAUGGAGACACCUUCAUUAGUGCCCGUGAAGAAAAUGAAUUCUUCUUCGACUGCUGAUAAAUACAACCUGAAACCGAUGCCCAUAAAGAGGCAAAAUGUCUCCUCCCUCCCUGGGGACGUUCCUGUGGCUGAGAAGAAAUACAAACCCCUGAACACGGCACCCAACGCCACCAAGGAGAUCAAAGUCAAGAUCAUCCCACCCCAACCCAUGGAAGGCCUCGGCUUCCUCGAUGCCCUCAACUCUGCUCCCAUCCCUGGCAUCAAGAUCAAGAAGAAGAAGAAGGUGCUGUCCCCUACGGCGGCCAAGCCCAGUCCCUUCGAGGGGAAACCAGCUCCUGAAACCAGUUCGGUCAAACCGUCCUCCCCGGAGCCCAGCGCCGCCUCCGAGCCGAUGGAGCCGGAUCGUCCAGGAACGCCGGUACCGGCCGUGGAAGUGCCAGAACCAAUGGAAACAUGCUCGGCGGAGGUGAGCGGUGAUGCCAAAAGCGGUGAAAACGCAACGGAAGGCGGCCAACUCACCAAAAAAGGGCGGAAAAAGAAAACGGUGAGUUGGCCAGAGGAGAACAAACUCCGUGAAUAUUUCUACUUCGAACUGGAUGAGACUGAGCGAGUUAAUGUCAACAAGAUCAAGGAUUUUGAGGAAGCGGCCAAGCGGGAGAUGCUGAAGGAUCGACACGCUUUUGAGACGGCCCGACGCCUCAGCCAUGAUGCCAUGGAGGAGAAAGUGCCCUGGAUUUAUCCCAAACUCCUGGAUCUUCCUGCUCCCCUGGUGGUGCCAGGCAGCGGCAGCCGGGAACGGUUCACUCAGGCCGAGAGGGAGAAAGGGAUCCUGCAGGAGAUCUUUCUGUCCAAGGAGAGUGUCCCAGACAGCCCGCACGAACCUGAUCCGGAAUCCUACGAACCGCUGCCGCCCAAACUCAUCCCGCUGGACGAGGAUUGCUCCGCUGAGGAGGUGGCCUAUCCCGAAGGAUUGGAAGCCGGCGCCGCUUCACCCUCGCCAGAUCCCGGGGGGGCCAAACUCCCCCCGGUACUGGCCAACCUGAUGGGGAGCGUGGGGGCCGGCAAAAGCCCCCAGGGGCCUGCGCCUGCUGCCCCCAUCAACAUGCAGGAGAUCCUCACCUCCAUCAUGGGUGGGCCCAGCACCCACGAAGCAGAGGAAUUGAUGAAACAGCCGGAUUAUUCGGAUAAAAUCAAACAUUUGUUGGGAAAUCUGCAGGCUCAGCCACCGGGCCCCAGUGGAGUGCCCCAUGGCUUGCUGGGCCCUGGCCCCAUGGCUAACGGCUUCCCGCCCGGCCCCAAGGCCAUGCAGCACUUCCCGCCGGGGGGGCCCAUGCCGGGUCCCCAUGGCGGUGGUGGCGGGGGGGGCCCUGGCCUCCCCCCAGGCCCGGGGCUCCCUGGUGGUCCCCGGCUCCUGGGGCCACCCCCUCCUCAACGUGGCGGCGGCAGCGACUUUUGGGACGGCCCGGACGGGGGGGGGACACUCCGUGGUGGCCCCCACGGUGGCGGCGGCGGUGGCGGCAUGCGCGGGGGGGGCCCCUUUCACCGCCCCCGCGGCCGCUCGGGGGCUGAACCCCCUUAUCGGUGCCGCGGAGGGGGGGGGCGCAAUGGGGGGCCCCCCAAUGGCGGCGGCGGCGGCGGCAACGCGAGGGGGGGGCCCCCCGGUAGCCACGGCGACCACGGCAGAGGCCACCCCGGCGAUCACCCCCGUGGCCACGGAGGAGACAUGUCGAGCCGCGCCGUCUGUCGCCACUUCAUGCUGAAGGGCAGCUGCAGGUACGAGAACAACUGUGCCUUCUACCACCCCGGCGUCAACGGGCCGCCCCUGCCCUAGCGCCCUUCCUCCCCCCAUCCUCCUCCUGCCCUUCCUCCACCCCCCCCCAACCCUCCUCCUCCUCUCAGACUCCGCGCUGCAGCCGCCGACUUUAUGGCUUCUGUGAGGCCUCUGGGUUCCCCCUGGCGCUGAAUUCAACCCCCCUUCCAGGGCGCAAGUACCCACCUAUGGGGUGCAAAUACCCAUCUAUGGGGCAGAAAUAUUCCCCGAGAGGCAGAAAUACCCACCUAUGGGGCACAAAUACCCACCUAUGGGGCAGAAAUACACCCCCCCUGGGUGUAAAUAUCCACUUAUCAGGAGUAAAUACCUGCUUAAGGGGUGCAUAUACCCCCCCCCUCGGGUGGAAAUGCCCACCUAUAGGACAGAAAUACCCAUCGAUGGGGAGGAAAUACCCACUUACAGGGUGCAAGUGUUCCCCCACCCCUCCCCUGGGCCUAAAUAGUCACUUCUGGGGUGUAAAUACCCCCCUAGCGGUAGAAAUACCCACCUACGGGGUGUAAAUACCUUCUUCAUGGUGGAAAUACCCACUUAUGCGGUGUAAGUACACCCCCCCGGGUGGAAACGUUAACUUCUGGGGCAGAAAUACCCACCUAUGGGGUGGAAAUACCCCCACAAGGGGCGGAAAUAGCCACCUUUGGGGCAGAAAUUCCGUCCCAUGGGUGUAAAUACCCACCUACGGGGCAGAGUUUCCUACCCAGGGUGUAAAUGUCCAUCUGUGGGGUGUAAAUUUCCCCCCGCCCCCAUCCAUUAAUAUGCAUCAAUUGGGUGUAUAUGCCCACUUACGGGGUGUAAAUCCCCCUCCCCAGGGUGUAAGCCCCCACAUGUGGUCUGUAAAUACCCACUUACGGGGCAGAAAUACCCCCCUGAGUGGGGUAAAUACCCAUCUAUGGGGGGUAAAUAUUUAUCUGUGGGGCAGAAAUACCCCCCUCUGGGGUGUAAAUCCCAGAAUUACCUUCCUAGGGGGGUAAAUACCCCUUCAGUGGGGAGUAACCACCCCCCCAACACACUAAUUUAUCCCCCGGGGGGUUAGAAUGCUGCUGCUGGGAGGUAAAUACCCCCCCCCGGGGGUGUAAGUACCCCCCCAGGGCCAAAUUGCCCCUUACAGGGUGAAUUUACCCCGGGGGGAGGCAAAUUUACCCCCCACUGGGGCAAGCGCCCGGGGGCGGAGGGGGCGUGCGGGGUUGUGUGUGUUUAACAGCCCCUGAUGGAGGGUAAUUGCCCCCAAACCUGCCCCAUGGGGGGGGAUUUUCCCCACUUGCCCCCCUGGGGGCACAACACCCCUCCCCAACCCCAAAUCCCUCUCCCCCCUUUCCCCUCCCCCCAUCUGUCACCCGCCGCCACUGCGCCGUCGAGGUGGGGGAGGGGUGGGUAUUCGAGGGGGGGAGGGGCUGCGCCGGACACUGUUUUCUGUGA